CCAUUUGCUUCAUAAGAACUGCAACGGUUCGUGAAACAUCGUUGUGAAAGGUGUCUCGUGUUGAAUACUAAACGCGUUUUGUCUGAUUGUCCCAUGGAGCUUGCCGUAGCCACAUGAGCGCCCAAUGUUUUCAAGAUGACUGGCAGUAAAAGCAGGUGUCUAAACUCCAUUAGUCAGGUGCUUCUGACACUUCUUAUACUUCGCUGUCUACAGUGCCACUCCAGGCCUCACAGUUAUAACAGUAAACCGCUUUCAGAAAUAUCCAAAGAGAUUUUUAAGUACUCUGACAUCGCUCAGCGAAUCAUAAACCUAGCAGUGUAUGGCAAGGCUCAGAACCGUUCCUAUGAGAGGCUGGCUGAGUUCACUGACACUGUUGGAAACAGAGUCAGUGGCUCUAAGAACCUAGACCUGGCCAUUAAGUACAUGUACAAUGCCCUGACACGGGACGGACUGGAGAAUGUGCAUCUAGAGCAAGUGAAGAUCCCUCACUGGGUGCGGGGGGAGGAGAGCGCGGUGAUGCUUCUACCGAGAAACCACACUUUAGCCAUACUUGGGCUUGGUAGUAGUGUUGGAACUCCUCCAGGAGGUAUAGAGGCAGAGGUAAUGGUGGUGGAGUCUUUUGAAGAGCUCAAAAAGAGAGCGAGUGAGGCUAAAGGGAAAAUCGUUGUGUAUAACCAGCCGUUUGUCAGCUAUGGGGAGACCGUAGCCUAUCGGGCUUCAGGGGCCUCAGAGGCUGCUAAGGUUGGAGCCGUGGCUUCACUUAUCCGUUCAGUAACUCCAUUCUCCAUCAACAGCCCCCACACUGGCUGGCAGUGGUACCAGCCUGGAGUGCCUCAGAUCCCCACUGCCUGCAUCACUGUCGAGGAUGCCCAGAUGAUGGCCAGGAUGGCCCGCAGAGGCCAGAGGAUUGUGAUGCGUCUGACUAUGGGGGCCCAAACACUGCCAGAUGUUGACUCCUACAACAAUGUGGCUGAAAUCACAGGCAGCAAGCAUCCUGAACAGGUGGUGCUGCUCAGUGGUCACCUGGACAGCUGGGACGUGGGCCAGGGCGCUAUGGAUGAUGGAGGUGGGGUCGCCAUUUCCUGGGAAGCACUUUCUUUGAUCAGAGACUUAGGGCUGCGUCCCAAAAGAACACUGAGGACGGUGCUGUGGUCCGCAGAGGAGCCAGGCGGGGUGGGAGCUGCUCAGUACUUCCAACAGCACAAAGCAAACAUCUCGAACUUUGACCUGGUAAUGGAGUCUGACCUGGGCACCUUCAGUCCUCUGGGACUGCAGUUCACUGGCAGUGACAAAGCUCGGGCAAUCAUGAAGGAGGUGAUGAAACUGUUGGCUCCCAUCAAUGUCACGUCGCUUGAAGAACAUGGAGAGGGAACAGACAUUAACAUGUGGAUGAAGGCUGGGGUUCCAGGCGCCAGCCUGCACACUGCAGACCAGAGGUACUUCUGGUUCCACCACAGCGACGGUGACACAAUGAGCGUCCAAAACCCAGAGGAGUUGAACCUGUGUUCUGCUGUUUGGGCUGUGGUGGCCUAUGUGGUCGCUGACCUGGAGGAAAUGCUCCCCAGAUAGUGAGUCACUCACAAACGACUGAACAAACCCCUGUCCAUCAGCUUACAGCAGUCGGUCGAUCACACCAUUACCUUGAGAGUUCUCUAUCAGCCUGAGAUUUUUUUUUUGUGGUUUGACUUCAUCAUAACCUCAGGUACACUCCUGAUCAAUAUAUACUGCUACUUU
Messenger RNA from Sinocyclocheilus rhinocerous, 1734 nucleotides. Its product is annotated as carboxypeptidase Q. The record is from RefSeq and is a predicted model, not a curated record. Bases 136 to 1569 code for a protein of 477 amino acids. Lineage: Eukaryota; Metazoa; Chordata; Actinopteri; Cypriniformes; Cyprinidae. The transcript is spliced from 8 exons. Gene Ontology annotation, molecular function: metallodipeptidase activity. Gene Ontology annotation, biological process: proteolysis; peptide catabolic process.